AUGGUCAAAGCUGUUGUUGCUGGCGCUUCCGGUGGCAUUGGACAACCUCUAUCCCUUCUUCUUAAAUUGUCUCCUUAUGUUGACGAGUUAGCUCUUUACGAUGUUGUGAACUCACCUGGUGUCGCUACUGAUCUUUCUCACAUCUCUACUGCUGGUCCUGUUAAGGGAUUUCUUCCCAAGGAUGAUGGUCUCAAGGGUGCUUUAACUGGAGCUGACAUUGUAGUCAUUCCUGCCGGUAUCCCUCGUAAGCCUGGUAUGACCAGAGAUGACCUUUUCAAAAUUAACGCUGGCAUUGUGCGUGACAUCAUUGAGGGUGUCGCCAAGUACGCUCCUAAGGCUUUUGUCCUUAUUAUCUCCAACCCUGUCAACUCGACCGUUCCCAUUGCUGCCGAAGUGUUGAAGAAGCAUAAUGUUUUCGAUCCCAGAAAGGUUUUGGGUGUCACUACUUUGGACUCUGUCCGUGCUCAAACCUUCACUGCUGAAGUUAAUUCUGACAGUUCCAAUAAGAACCCCAGCAAAUUGAACAUUCCUGUUGUUGGAGGUCACUCUGGUGACACCAUUGUUCCUCUCCUCUCCAAGGCUAGUCCUGCUGUAAAUGUUCCAGCUGCUGACGUUGAGAAGCUCAUUAAACGUAUUCAGUUUGGAGGUGACGAAGUUGUCCAAGCCAAGGAUGGUGCCGGUUCUGCUACCCUGUCCAUGGCCUAUGCUGGUUUCAGAUUUGCUGAGGCUGUUUUGAGAGGUGCUAAAGGCGAAUCCAAUGUUGUGGAACCCUCGUUUGUUUAUCUUGAUGGAAAGGCUAUUGCUGGUGCUGAUAAGGUCAAGGAGGCUGUUGGUGUUGAUUUCUUUGCUGUUCCUAUUGAAUUCGGCCCUUCAGGAGCAACUAAGGUCGUUGACGUUCUUAGUGGAAUCUCCGACUCUGAAAAGAAACUCCUUUCUGUUGCCGUUGAAGGUUUGUCGGGCAAUAUCAGCAAGGGAGUUGAUUUCAUUGUCAACAGUGCUUCAAAGUAA
Sugiyamaella lignohabitans is the source of this 1008-nucleotide messenger RNA. RefSeq names its product malate dehydrogenase MDH1 (gene MDH1). Lineage: Eukaryota; Fungi; Ascomycota; Dipodascomycetes; Dipodascales; Trichomonascaceae. Gene Ontology annotation, cellular component: cytoplasm. The record is from RefSeq and is a predicted model, not a curated record. Gene Ontology annotation, molecular function: L-malate dehydrogenase (NAD+) activity. Gene Ontology annotation, biological process: tricarboxylic acid cycle; carboxylic acid metabolic process. The transcript has a single exon. Bases 1 to 1008 code for a protein of 335 amino acids.